This is a messenger RNA of Penicillium daleae, 600 nucleotides long. Its product is annotated as peptide alpha-N-acetyltransferase MAK3. Gene Ontology annotation, cellular component: NatC complex. Gene Ontology annotation, molecular function: protein-N-terminal amino-acid acetyltransferase activity. Lineage: Eukaryota; Fungi; Ascomycota; Eurotiomycetes; Eurotiales; Aspergillaceae. The coding region runs from base 1 to 600 and encodes 199 amino acids. The record is from RefSeq and is a predicted model, not a curated record. Gene Ontology annotation, biological process: N-terminal peptidyl-methionine acetylation. The transcript has 2 exons.
AUGACCCAAGAUGCCCCCUCCGACCUGCGCUACGUGCGGUACGACAGUGCCCGCGAGAACGAGUAUGUCACCGCCAUGCGCCAACUGAUCUCCAAAGAUCUGUCCGAGCCCUAUAGUAUCUACGUCUACCGCUACUUCCUCUACCAAUGGGGAGACCUCUGUUUUCUGGCUAUGGAUGACAAGGACGAGAUGGUCGGUGUGGUGGUGUCGAAACUGGAGCCGCAUCGUGGUGGCCCACUGCGAGGGUAUAUCGCCAUGCUGGCCGUGCGCGAGGAAUACCGGGGCCGGGGUAUUGCGACAAAAUUAGUGCGCAUGGCCAUCGACGCUAUGAUUGAGCGGAAUGCGGAUGAAAUCGUCCUCGAAACCGAAAUCACCAACACCGCCGCAAUGAAGCUGUAUGAGCGACUAGGCUUCUUACGGAGCAAGCGACUACAUCGAUAUUAUCUGAAUGGCAACUCAGCCUACCGGCUCGUCCUAUAUCUUAAGGAAGGAGUUGGUUCGAUCAGAACGUCAUUUGACCCGUAUCCACCCCCGCCCCCAGUCCCGGCCUUUGAUCAGUUCUUUCAUGGACCUGCUGCCACACAAGGCAAUGGUAGUUGA